GCGUGGAAACAUUAAUUUCUUUUUCUCCAUCUUUUCCACUUUUUACUUGCUCUUUCCAAACUUUCAUUUGUUUUAGUUGAAUAAAAAGUUUACGAUGUUGUUUUAUUCUUUCUUCAAAUCACUGGUUGGAAAAGAUGUGAUCGUUGAACUGAAAAAUGAUUUAAGUAUUUGUGGAACAUUGGACUCAGUUGAUCAGUUCCUAAACAUUAAACUAACGGAUAUCAGUGUCACGGAUCCAGAAAAAUACCCACAUAUGCUUUCAGUAAAGAACUGCUUCAUUCGAGGCUCAGUCAUUCGGUAUGUUCAGCUACCUGCUGAGGAAGUUGACACACAAUUAUUGCAAGAUGCUACACGAAAAGAAGCCACCCAGACCAAGACUUAGCAUUUAGAUUGCUUUAAAAUGGUUGUGAGAUAAACUGACAUGUUCUAUACAGUAUAUACUUGUGUACAUUCUCUGAGGCCUGAAGUCUGGAAAGUGCAAGAGAGGUUGUAGUCAAUAGCAAGCUGAUGAUUAUGCAAAGGUCAAGUGCAAAGAGUUCUUCACUCAACUCAGACUUGCAUGUGUAUAGUCCGGAGAUAUAAAGUGAAAUGCAGACUUAAUAUCAUGGAUAAUGAUAAAUCAGACAUGUUUAUGUUGUAGCAUUGUUGUUUUGAACAUUGAUAAAUGUAUGUGUAAUAUUGUGUAGUUUCUGUUUUUAAAAUGAAUACAAAAUUUGUUGACUACCAUAUGUUUGAAAACUGAGCUAGAUAAUACUUAAUGAUCCAGCAUGUGGGUCCUUGACCUGCAAACCACCUGUAGUAAUACAUACAUGCAUACAUACAUAAAUACAAAUUUUAUUAGUUAUCUCAGUU
Messenger RNA from Dendronephthya gigantea, 852 nucleotides. RefSeq names its product U6 snRNA-associated Sm-like protein LSm2. Bases 95 to 382 code for a protein of 95 amino acids. Gene Ontology annotation, cellular component: U6 snRNP; catalytic step 2 spliceosome; P-body. NCBI's taxonomy places the organism in Eukaryota, Metazoa, Cnidaria, Anthozoa, Malacalcyonacea, Nephtheidae. The record is from RefSeq and is a predicted model, not a curated record. The transcript has 5 exons. Gene Ontology annotation, molecular function: RNA binding. Gene Ontology annotation, biological process: mRNA splicing, via spliceosome.